Molecule: messenger RNA, 1368 nt
Organism: Austrofundulus limnaeus
Lineage: Eukaryota; Metazoa; Chordata; Actinopteri; Cyprinodontiformes; Rivulidae
Gene: zc4h2
Product: zinc finger, C4H2 domain containing
Exons: 5
Coding region: 112-786 (224 amino acids)
Biological process (GO): positive regulation of neuron differentiation
Cellular component (GO): nucleus
Source: RefSeq, a predicted model, not a curated record
CGCCGGCUAUUGUGUGUGUUAUCUUUUAUAUUAACAGGAGAGAGACCACCGUCUUUGGCCUUGCUGGGUGACUGGAGCCGGUUAGCCGAACGACCRGGACGGUGCAGAACCAUGGCAGACGAACAAGAAAUCAUGUGCAAGUUGGAGAACAUCUUGGAAAUACGGAAUAAGACGAUCCAGAUGCAGAAGAUCAAGUCUCGUCUGAAGAUGGAGUUUGAGGCUUUGGAGUCUGAAGAGAAACAUCUGAAGGAGUACAAACAAGAAAUGGAUCUCCUCCUGCAAGAGAAAAUGGCUCACGUUGAGGAGCUGCGCCUCAUCCAUGCAGACAUUAAUGUUAUGGAGAGCACCAUCAAGCAGUCAGAAAACGACCUGAACAAGCUGUUAGAAACAACUCGCCGCCUGCACGAUGAGUACAAACCUCUGAAGGAGCAUGUCGACGCUCUCAGGAUGACUCUGGGUCUGCACAGACUCCCCAACUUGAACGAAGAGGAGGAGAAGCUCUCCCUGGACUACUUUGAGAAGCAGAAAGCAGAGUGGCAGAAGGAGCCGCACGAGCCCGCCAUCCCAGAAUCCCUUGCUGCCGCUGCAGCAGCAGCACAGCAGCUUCAGGUGUCCAGGAAGCAGGAUGCCCGGCAGACGGCCACCUUCAGACAGCAGCCUCCACCGAUGAAGGCUUGCCUGUCCUGCCACCAGCAGAUCCAUCGCAACGCUCCCAUCUGUCCGUUAUGCAAGGCCAAAAGCCGCUCACGCAACCCAAAAAAACCCAAGAGGAAGCCAGACGAGUAGAGCCUCCUGGCACCUUCAGCCUCAGCAGCAGCUGCUCCGACGCACUGAUCUGGGGUCAGCUCGCAGACCUCCCUACACGACUGAACUCACGAGCUUUGUGCUUCGGGACGUUUUCCACCCGGCCUCCACUUAAGUAAACUGUUUUAGGGAAUUGUUUUAGAGCCUGUCAACAGUUGAUUAUAGAUAUAGUKAUGUCAUUUUGUUGUCUGUGUUCAUCAGCGCUUCGUUCAGUGUGUUUACAUGUUGACUCCCACAGUAGUCUACUAGCCUCAGAACAGUGUAAAUGCAAUAAUGCAAGAAGUGAACUUGUCUAAAUAACGUUGCUCCUCUUUGUUUCUUGCCUCUGAUGUGUUUUUGUGCUCUUUGUUUCCUGCAGUGCAUGCCUUCUGUCAUGGCUGUUGUGUGUUUUAUUGCCAAUAUAAAGUGGACUGGUUUUAAUAGCUGAGUUAACUACAGCGUUGUUUUAUUUUUACAGUGCUCAAAGUGACCACCAACACUGGGAACAGGGCCAGGCGCGUUUGCUUUGAACAUUGUUCUUUAACUUUAACACAGGCAGGAGAAAAUAAAUUGAUGUUUUUUUUU